This is a messenger RNA of Hemicordylus capensis (graceful crag lizard), 948 nucleotides long. Its product is annotated as olfactory receptor 1052-like. The transcript has a single exon. Gene Ontology annotation, cellular component: membrane. Bases 1 to 948 code for a protein of 315 amino acids. Gene Ontology annotation, molecular function: odorant binding; olfactory receptor activity; G protein-coupled receptor activity. Gene Ontology annotation, biological process: sensory perception of smell; G protein-coupled receptor signaling pathway. The record is from RefSeq and is a predicted model, not a curated record. NCBI's taxonomy places the organism in Eukaryota, Metazoa, Chordata, Lepidosauria, Squamata, Cordylidae.
AUGAUGCAAGGAGAAAACAACACAGUUGUGACCGAGUUCCUGCUCAUGGGACUGACAGACCUUCUACAGCUUAAGAUUGUCCUCUUUGUGUUGUUCUUUGCUGUUUAUGCUACCACCCUGGUGGGAAACCUGGGCAUGAUAUUCCUAAUCAGGUCCAGUCCUCAGCUCCACACCCCUAUGUACUUUUUCCUCAGCAACUUGUCUUUCUUAGACAUCUGCUAUUCAUCUUCUGUCACACCAAAGCUCCUAACUGACCUCUUGAAAGAAAAGGCAGCCAUUUCUUUUGCUGAUUGUUUCACUCAGUUUUACUUUUAUAUCGUAUUUGCUACCACUGAGUGCUACCUGUUGGCUGUCAUGGCCUAUGACCGCUAUGUAGCUAUAUGCAACCCAUUACUCUACUUAAUCACCAUAUCUCACAAAAAGUGUGUCCAGCUUGUCUCUGUUUCCUAUACUGCUGGGAUUAUAAAUGCCUUGGUGCAUACAGUGGCUGCAGCUAGAUUAUCCUUCUGUGGCCCAAAUAUAAUUAAAACUUUUUACUGUGAAGCUCCUCCACUCUUUGCUCUUUCUUGCUCAGACAUCAGUCUCAAUUAUCUGUUGAUGUUUGUAUUUGCUGGAUUCAAUAUGAUAAUAACCAAUCUGACCAUUCUCACCUCCUACACCUGCAUCCUGGUCACCGUAUUAAAGAUCCCCUCUGCCAAGAGCCGACAGAAAGCCUUCUCCACUUGUACCUCCCACCUCAUGGCCAUCAUCAUUCUCUAUGGAGCUCUAAGCUUCAUGUAUGCACGGCCAAGCUCCAGAAACUCUCCAAACUUAGACAAAAUGGCCUCGCUGUUCUACAUAGUGGUGACUCCCAUGCUGAACCCCUUGAUCUAUAGUUUGAGAAACCAGGAGGUAAGGAGUGCUUGCAGAAAAGUCCUAGGAAGUAAAGCUGUUUUCCAGCAUGCAUGA